Blastomyces dermatitidis ER-3 is the source of this 270-nucleotide messenger RNA. RefSeq lists its product as uncharacterized. NCBI's taxonomy places the organism in Eukaryota, Fungi, Ascomycota, Eurotiomycetes, Onygenales, Ajellomycetaceae. The record is from RefSeq and is a predicted model, not a curated record. The transcript has 2 exons. Bases 1 to 270 code for a protein of 89 amino acids.
AUGUUCAAUCAAUAUAUUCAAAGGUUAGGCCGUAAUGUCGGUCUUGAAGCGCCACUAACCCCUUAUUGCAUCAGGAGGGGAAUAGCAAAUGUAGUUGACGACGUCGCAACUACAGCUGAAUGGAACCAGGUGCUAGGGCAUUCUCGGGCUGAUAUAUUUGAACGCUAUUAUAUGUCGCAGAAGGUGAAACGGGAUAUCCAGUCUGCAUAUCUUGGCUGCCCGGCGCGUGCUUCUGUCAUUCGUGCUGUUGGGAAGAUGAGUUUGACAUGA